Molecule: messenger RNA, 2762 nt
Organism: Mus musculus (house mouse)
Lineage: Eukaryota; Metazoa; Chordata; Mammalia; Rodentia; Muridae
Product: predicted gene 10634
Exons: 26
Coding region: 1423-2433 (336 amino acids)
Source: RefSeq, a predicted model, not a curated record
CUUCUCGUACCUUCUGCGUGAGGAGGAGAGACUGGCGCAGCCGUUCCUCCGCGCUCAAGGCCCUCAAGCGCUGCUUCAGCUCGGCCCGCAGGCCCCGCUUGGCACUGUUUACCGUGACCGCCGCCAUUCCUGGCAAGCACCGCCCCGGCCACGCCCAUCACCCUCGGAGCUUAAGGGGCGGGACUCCAAAUCCCCUGCCUCUGUAAACCUGCAGAGGUGCACAGGCCACUUAGGCAUCUGAGCAGACUCCCGUCCUGUGUUGGCAGAUAACAGCAUGGUGUGGCGUCCUUGACCCUUCCUGCUUGAUAGCUGGGGACUGUGCACGUAGCCCAGUGUGCUUACCCUCUCUCUCAGACCACAAAAGGUCGCCAUGCUUCUGCAGAGGGUCUAACAAAGGCUGUCAACUAUACUCCAGGACUCGAUAUUCAUCUAAUUGUGGAGUACAGGGCUCGAGAAGCUUCAGAAGGGCAAAGCAAGCCAGACAUGCGUAUACAUCAUACCGGAAGGCUCUUGGUUCCUCCUGGUCAAUGGAUAAAACAUUCUCCUUUACCACCAAGUGCCUUCCUCUCCCUUUCAGUCAGUUGGCUCCUUACUGAUAGAUUUUGGGCCCGCUUUUAUAACAUAUGGCAGGCCCUUUCUGGAGAUGGAUGUUCCCUCUCUGGACAGCUCAGGACUCAGUCAGACUGUUCGUUGUUAUAGAAGUAUUUAACCGCUGUUGCCAUCUGCUGUUUAGAGACAGAUAAUGCCUUUUUCUAACAGGACGUUUGACUGAGAAUGGAGCAGAGAACAAAAGUCCUUCCAGUAAAUUCUUUUGUCACUGCUGAGUAACCAGAUCAAAUCAAAUAUAACAGAUUCAAAUUCAGUGCUAUUGGAGGAAUAAGCUUUGGCUCCAUUGAGAAAGGUCUUGAAAGACGGAAGAAACCACUGCUCCUUGUGGAAUAUCGAGUUUUACCUCAACAGUCUACUGUUACACCCUUCUCAACUGAUGACCGUCCGUGUACAAAAUCCUCAUUGACCGUGGGCUCCAGAAAACGCCGGAACAUAUUUACAAUCAUAAGAAAUAUCUAUCACCAGAAUGCUGCUGUUACUGUGGAUACUGAAGAACAUCAAGCCCCAACUUGCUCAUCCACACAAACACCACAAAACAAAAGAAAAGCUAAAUGUGGUGAUGGUUCACCUUCAGAAGAGGACGAGGAAAAGUCAUCACUGAGGAGGGUUAAGGUAGUUUCUAAAAGAAGCAGACAGAGCUCACCUUUCUUGAGAAAUAAGUUUCGGAGGGGCACUCUUCUCCCAGUGGAUGCUGCACAAUGUGACUUCACAGAUAAAAGUUAUAAAGGAAAACCACAAGACAACCUAGAAGUGGUAGCUCAAUGUUCUGAUGGUGCAGCUUUGCCAGUGGACAAGGGGAAAGGAGCAGUGAAAAUGGUGGAGACAACAUCGAAAAAACGAAGAUGUGUUUCUGCAAUCUUAAAGCUAUUUUCUCGAAAGCGUGUUGUGGCCCCCCUUAAAGAGAAAAGACCUCAAGUACUCCCUGGCACCUCCAAAGAAACAGCACCCGUUACAACAGAAGUGGUACCUGAAAAUGCGAACACUGCACCAUCAGCAAGGGGACAGGGAGAGCCACCAGUAGGGAUGGUGAAGGUGGAGACUAAAAAGCGUAGACACAUUUUUUCUUUUUUAAGGGGAAUUUGUCAUAAGACAACUGUAGUCCCCCAGGACACGCAGAGACCUUCAGUCUCUAAGGCUACAUCUACAAAAACAACUGAAAUAAAAACAAAAGACAUACCGGAGAAUGCUGACAACAAACUUGCACAAGAUGCCCAAAAACACACAUCAGAGAGCAUUGAGUCGGUGGAAGAAAGAAAACGGAGACGCAUUUCUGCAAUACUCAAAAGAAUGGAAUGCAAGCAAGCCAUAUGCCCUUCUGAGGUGAGGCAACUACAAGGCUGUACAAUUCUUUCACCUAAAACAAGAGGAAAGAGUGAUAAAGUUUCUUCAUUCUUUAGAAAAUUUUAUAGGAAGGACUCAAGUCCCUUCCAGGCUCCGGAGGAACCUCCAGCCCUUGAAGGGACAUCCAAAGAAAUGCAACCAACUACUAAAAGAGGCAGUCACAAUGCACCUGAAAUUAAGGAGAUAUUUUAUAGAGAAGAAGAGUUGGAAUAUCUUGAUGAGGGUUCCUUGGAAGAAUCUCAAAGCUAUGGUAUCAAUGUUCCAGAAUCCCGAGAAACCAUUACUUCCACCAUGAGACAGCGUUAUUUUCUUCCAGAUAUUGAUAACAUAGAAGACACAGAUACUGAAAAUGCACAAAAAGGUGUGGAUAGUCAAUCUGAAUCAACUCAUCUAGAAUACUGGGACCUGAGAAAUAAAUCGUCUACUGUUUCUCCUGUGGUCAACAUACUUCUGGUCCCAGAACAAAAAACAGAAGAUAAAUAAAUAAAGUAGAAGAAAAGAAAAAAAGAGGAGGCACUACUUUUUAUUAAAAGCGUCCAUACUGCUCCAUAUCGUGUAGAAGACAGCAGACUUGCCGGCUCUGGGCACCUGUGACACAUGCUGCUACCUGGGCUGUUUAUGAACAACAAUCUUUGGGACCAGCCUCAGAGGAACUUCAACAGCUGUCUGCAUAGAUCAAGGCAGAUCUCUAUGAUCAACUUCAGGUCCCUGUUUACAGUGCCUGUUUAGGCAAAUUGACAUCUCUUUAUGAUAUAUUCUUAGAACUUUGUGUUUCUAUGUGCUUUUAGCUUCAUUAAAGGUCUAUAAAUUGA